UGCGCAUGAGUACUGCAUAUAUUAUGUGACGUGUACGUGUACAUUGUACAGUACGCGUCUUCACGUAUCACGCACUACACACGUACUGCUUGCAUUGCACUGCAUGAACUGUGAUAGCGUCUAUGCGCUGCAGCUGCACUGAAAAUUCCUUCGACCAGCGUGAAUAGCAUCUGAGAGAUUUCCAAGAUGGGAAGAAAAGAUCCCAACAAGCCCAAGGGGCGUAUGUCGUCUUAUGCGUUCUUCGUCCAGUUCUGUCGCGAGGAGCACAAAGAGCGCAACCCGGGCCAGUCCGUCAACUUCACCCAGUUCUCCAAGAAGUGCGCAGAGAGAUGGAAGACCAUGGAUGAUGGCGAGAAGAAGAGGUUCCUUGAGUGUGCAGACUGUGACAAGAUGCGUUAUGAACGGGAGAUGGCCCGCUACGAUCCACCCAAGGGCACCAAGAAGAGGGGACGCAGAAAGAGAAAGGACCCCAACGCGCCCAAACGCAACCUGUCAACAUUUUUCCUGUACAGCAACGAUGAGCGACCCAAAGUGAAGGCUGUCCACCCUGACUGGGGCAUCGGUAAGAUUGCCCAGGUGUUGGCUGAGCAGUGGAGAAAUGUGUCGGCAUCCCAGCGGGCCAAAUAUGACAAGGCUGCCCUACAGGACAAAGAGCGAUAUGCCAAGGCGAUGGCAGAGUACAAGUCCAAGGCAGUAAAGAAGAAGAGCUCCUCCAGUUCCUCCUCCUCUUCCUCCUCCAGCUCCAGCUCAAGUAGCUCCAGCUCCAGCGAUGAGGAGUAAACCUCAGCACCACCCUAAGAAACCACCGAUUCUCCGGACUAUCACGUCUGAUCAGAACAAACAGCCUUCAAUUUUAUUCAGGACCUCAUUUAGGUUCAUUUCACUCAUCAGUCACAUGCAACGUGUUAACCAUUAGCCUUCUUAAGAUAUGGCAGACCAUAGACUCAAUAUGAGGGGGGGGGGUGCUGGUUAGGAUAAAGUUGUGGGUAGAAUCAUUCACUUUGUCCAAAAGAAGCUCUGCAUUUUGUCCCGGACAUGUGCCUGGGAAAUUUUCAUUGGGAACUUAGUUAACUUACCAAUACUGAUUUGCGGGGAAAAGUUGUUCAGAAUCCUGCAACAUAAACCCGAUACAAUGUCAGCAACUUGUCCGGAACUUGGCCUGGAUAUGAAUUGAGACGAGCAUGAACAGGUCCAGAACACUGUAGUGUAGUCCUUACAUUUAUUAGUGCCAAGUGUAAAAAAAAAAAAAAUGGUCAACUCUAGUCAAGUUCUUUCAACUGAUGAACAUUCUCUUUUUUUGUGUCUUGCUUUCUUCCACCCUCUGAUAUGAUUGUUCACAUUUGUGAUUUCAAAGGGGAGUAAAAACAGACAAAAAAUUGCCUCACUUUUUUUAAUGGUAGAAGGUAUUGAUUGCUGAAAAGGGAAUGGCUAUGUGGAGGCACAGGGGAUUAACAGAAAGGGAAGGAAAUGGCACUGAAGUGUAAAAUGAACUUGACUGGACUUGUCGUUUCAAAAAAAUACUGUUUGCAUUUGUGUGUAUAAUAAGCCGUAUUAUUCCAACUGAUUAUCUUCACUCUGCUGUGUUUAGUGUUUAGAUGCUGCUUUUAAUAUUCGCGAUACAUUUUUAGAGUAAACGUUUGUCCAUGAUUUCCAAAAUGUCUUCUCACUUUAUUUCAAGCAGAGGUGUGUUUUGUCAUUUUAUUUGUAUUUUAAUCGCCCCAGUUGUAGCUAAUACUGAAAUAAAUGUACUUGUUUUCCUUGGAAAGAAUAAUAUUCGGACACCACUUUGUUGGCAGUGUAAAAGGUCUAAAAUCGGAACUGUCUCUCGGUUUGAGAUUUUUUUCCCCCCGAGAUUUGCAAGGGCUGACCAUCAUUCGGGUUAUGUGUGUUGACAUAAGUCAUCACAAGUCAUCACAAGUCAUCACAAGUUAUCACAAUAGACAGUCUGAAGUAUAGUGACCAGCUAUCUAAAUGAAGUAUGACAAAAACAUUCCGUUGUCACAUUUCAUCCCCUGUUACAUGUGAUAGAACUUAUGAUUGGACCUGUGAUGGAUGUGCGAUCGCCUCAGAUCACAACUCAAUCACAACUCUGGUAAUUAACAUCAUGAUAGUUCAACUUAAUUUUACUACAGAAAAGUUGGUAAGAGUAUCUCCAUUUUAUGCACUGUGUAGAUUAUAUUCAAACCAUUGUGAUUUCUAAACAGUGUUUAAGACUAAAAACAAACAAAACAAAACCAAAUUGUUCAGAAGCUUAUUUUGCUGUAUUUUUAAUGAAUGCCAUUGUAUCAAUCGUAAUUAUUCAUUUUCCCAGUAUGUAGCCAUGUUGAGUCAAUUUAUUAAAGCUCAAGUUUUAUUUGUCCAA
This is a messenger RNA of Patiria miniata (bat star), 2362 nucleotides long. RefSeq names its product high mobility group protein 1 homolog. Gene Ontology annotation, molecular function: DNA binding, bending. The transcript has 5 exons. Gene Ontology annotation, cellular component: nucleus. The coding region runs from base 187 to 780 and encodes 197 amino acids. The record is from RefSeq and is a predicted model, not a curated record. NCBI's taxonomy places the organism in Eukaryota, Metazoa, Echinodermata, Asteroidea, Valvatida, Asterinidae. Gene Ontology annotation, biological process: regulation of transcription by RNA polymerase II.